UCCAAAUUUGCAAUUGUUAUUGAGAGCGCGAGGAAGCGCGAGAGGAGCGCGAGAGAGCGAGAGAAAGAGGGGAGGAAGCGGAUGCACGUGUUGUAACCACCCUUGAGACGCAAGCAGGCAGGCAAGCAAGCAAGCAAGCAAGCAAGCAAGCUAGCUAGCUAUCAGCUAUGUCGGCGCGCGCGUUAGCUCAUGUUGUCCCUGUGCAGCAGCAGCAGCAGGAGUUCUGCUCGCUGUCUAGUCUCGCCCCGGCGGUAGGAGGAGCAGUACACCGACAUGCGGCCUCUCUUGUGACCUUCAAGCCGUUGAUUUCUCGAAAUCAUGGAGCAUCGCAAACGCUGCGGAUGACAACGACGGGGCCGCUGCUGCGACCGCCGCUGCCGCCGGCUGUGCGGCACGAACGCCGCGCAUCGCACACACAUAUUCGCGCGGCGGCGGCGGCGGCGCGGGAUAACGGGGGAUUGGGCGGGAACGAAUCUAGGCCAACGGGGAAUCAGAAGAAGAGAAAUGCUGUUCGGGAAUACGUACUCAAACCGUUUCAGGAAAGGCGGGCGUUGAAGAUCAUCUCUGGGCUUCAUAAUCUUGAUGCUGAGAAUGUGGCGGCGGUUGUUGCGGCUGCAGAUCAGGGAGGGGCGACUCAUGUUGACAUUGCGUCCGAUCCAGAACUUGUGAGAAUGGCUUUGGAGAUCACGACACUCCCGGUGUGCGUCUCGUCUGUUGAUCCGGACUCCUUCAUUGCUGCAGUUGAUGCCGGUGCGCAUAUGAUUGAAAUCGGAAAUUAUGAUUCUUUCUACAAGGAAGGGCGGACAUUCUCUGCUGCGGAGGUACUGGAGCUCACAUGCAGGACUCGACAGUUACUCCCAAGAAUUGUGCUGUCGGUCACUGUACCACACACGCUUCCUCUUGAUGAGCAGGUUCGAAGGCUCGGUGGAGAGAACUGCCUUGGAGGAGGAUUUUCUGGGUGCGAUUCUGGGCUGAGGAAAGAAAGGGUUCCGGUUUCCAAGUCAGAGGAUAAGGGACAUUUCAGGGCACGGAAAGAAAGUUUUCCGGAGCUGAACGAUGAUGAGUGCGCGGAGAGAGAUGCCGGAGAGAGAGCUACACUGCCAAGGACUAGCAAAUCGACUGCCAUUUCAUGGCUUAGUACCGCGCGGUCGUCGAUGAUCGGCCAUUGUCAGACGGCGACGGCCAUGGCUACGCUGGCAUGGCAGUGGGCUAGGACUCCGUCGUCUGCUUCUGCUUCUACUCUUGCGCAGUCCUUUCCACUGUCAGGUAGUGUAAGAGGGAUUGAGCAUGUCGCUGCUCACCGCUGGGCCGACAUCUCUCCUCUCUACACGGUUGCAGCUGCAGAACUGGAUCCGGCCACUGCCGUGCUCAUUGCUGCCAUCCUGAGACCUGUUUUUGCAGUCCUGACGUUUUUAUUCAUUCUUAGAAUAAUCAUGUCAUGGUAUCCGCAGCUCCCCGUCAACCAGCUUCCUUACGUCUUAGUGUAUGCCCCCACAGAGCCUGUUCUGGCCCCCACUAGGCGGGUGAUACGUCCGGUGAAACUUGCCGAGGCUCUCGAAGCAGAAGGCGUUGACAUAAUUCAAACUGAGGGAGGCACAAGCUCGUCGCCAACAAGCAGUGGUGUGCAUGGACUGAUUGAGAAGGGAGUUGGUUCUGCUGUAAAUAAGCUGAAUAGCAAAGUGGCAAUGGUUUGCGCUGUGAGAGCUAUUGCUGAUGCCCUGGGAAUAUCAAGUGCUGUCUCUGUGACCAUGGGGUCCCAUAUAUAGGGCAACAAUCUCCAGCGGUAGACAGGUGGAGCAAAGGAGAGAAAGAGGAGAGGAGAGAAGAGGAGAGGGGAGAGAGAGGAGAGGAGAGGGGAGAGGAGAGGAAAGGAGAGGAGAGGGGAGAGAGAGGAGAGGAGACAGAGAGGGGUGCAAUCGCAUUGAACGUCAGUGACGCACAGGUGAAGGAAAACGGGAGGAGAGUAAAGGAGAGAGAGUUGCAGUCGCAAUGUGAAUGACUAAGCGGCGGCUACAGUUGUGCGUUAUUACACGUGUGAGUAGCGAUCUCAUAAAAAAAAAAAAAAAAAAAAAAAAAAAAAGUCCAUGAGAGAGAGAAGGAUAUGGUGUGUUAGUAAUUAUAACCGUCCCCCCUUUUUCUUUUGUACAGGACCCCAAAAUCCCAAGUACGUACGCCUGCAAACUAGAGGAGAUCCCUGUUAAGGAACCCCUUUUAAGGAGACCCCUUUAAUGAGCCCCCUGUUAAGGAGACCCCUUUGAGGAGAUCCCUUUAAGGACACCCCUCUUUAAGGACACCCCUUUAAGGACACCCCUUUAAGGACACCCCUCUUUAAGGAGACCCCUUUAAGGAGACCCCUUUUGAGGAGAUCCCCUUAAGGACACCCCUCGUAAGGACCUUUGCAUUUGACAAAGACCUUUAAACUUGACAAAGACCCCUUUAAGGAGACCCCUCUAAGGACCUUUUGUAACCUAGGCAAACACCCCUUUAAGGACCUUUAAACUAGACAAAGACCCCCCCUUUAAGCAGACCCCUUCCAAAUAAACCUCUGCAAACUAGACAAAGACCCCUUUAAGGGAACCCCUUUAAGGAGAACCCGUUAAGGCGGCUCCUUUAAGGAGCCCCAUUAAGGACCCCCAAUUUGACGAAUCGUUGGUCCUUAAUUCAAUGUGCUCUCCACUGGAAUGUGUGGCUGCGUGGCCUGGUUCCGGAUCUUUAUGGCCGCAUCUGGACUGAAAGUCGCACGAAAUACAGCUGUAAUGACCGCUGGGCGCUCUAUUUGAGGAAGAUGGUAGCUUUCUAGUGCCUUCUUGGGCCCUGGUUGUAAUAUCUAUUAGGGAAGCAGUCCACCUUUCUCUCUCCCCCUCCCCCCCCCCCUUUGAAAUCCUCGAUUGCACCCACCAGCAAUGGCCCUUGUUGAUGAUAAUGUGUCUGACUGAGGGGAUACUGUUCAUGCCUGAGAAGCGGGGGCGAGGGGGGGGAGGGGGGGGAGAAUUGUAACAAUAUGACAAAAUAUGCCUACGAGAAGCUGAGCUAGGGGGGUGUUGCGGGUUUCUUCUGGUCCAGGGGGUGUUUCUUUUUUUUUUUUUAGGGGGGGGGGGGGGGGGGGGGGGGGGGGGGGGGGUAUUGCUAAUGGAAGACAUGCCACACGGUAGACAUAGGAGAGGGGGGGGUAUACUUUUAUCUACUGCCAUUGUGCUCUGGGACGCUUGACUUUGUGAUGUCCUCGCGGUACUAUGGUUCGUUCUAGCAUUCCUGACUGAUGCUCAUGGUCAUGAACCUCUCUCUCUCUCUCUCUCUCUCUCUCUCUCUCUCUCUCUCUCUCUCUCUCUCUUACUUGAGUAGGUGUUUUUUUUAUACCCUACCAUGCAUGAGAGCUUGGGUCUUUCUAUUUGGCAUCGGGCAUUAUUAUCUUACCUUCAUGCCAUUGUUAUCUUAUACACUGGCCAUUAUACUAAAUCUUUUGUUCCCCCCCCCCCCUUAUCCGCCAGCUAUUUGUAGAGUAGAUCGGGGGGGGCACGCUGAAAACAGUGAGAAGGAACGCUGGUGUUACUUUGGGUCCCUUCGUAGUCCCCCAUUAUUUUUUUCCCUCUCUCAGUAAUUGGUAGAUCUUCAAUACACAGCGCUGAGUGCAACUGAUUUUUUUUUUUUUUUCCCCUGUCCUGUCUGAAAUGGGCUGAUUCACCUUUGAUA
Chara braunii is the source of this 3690-nucleotide messenger RNA. The record is from the annotation of a GenBank genome assembly. Lineage: Eukaryota; Viridiplantae; Streptophyta; Charophyceae; Charales; Characeae.